CUGUGUGAGGCCCUGUCGUCUUGGUCCUCUCGUGUUUCCCGCCACUUUUUCCCAUCAAUCUGUCACCAGUAUUCCUACUUACGCGUCCAUUAUCGCAGCCUCAGGCCCUUGGUUUCGUUAUAUACCCUCGUUUCGCUGCGCCAUUCCUCCAAGUCGCUUGUUCUGACCCAUGUCUGUUCUUCGUACCCGCCCGGCGCUUUGACUUUUCUCCGCAAUCAGUUUUUCCACCGCCUCAUCCUCCCAGGCACUAUGCUCUGGCUCCAGGCCGAGAAUGGAGAAACCGUACUGCAGCAGUUGCAACUUGAUAUUGUCGGUUUCCUCGCUAUCUUGGGCGAGGGUUCCGUGCUUGCCAAUGCCCAAGUCUCUACUCUCUCGAAAUGGAUCUUCCUUCCACGCUUAAUCCCGGCUCCUCAAGCAUUGAUGAGACCAACCAGGCCUACUGUACUCGAACCGGUCCCUGGGCAUAUAACUGGUAUUUACUCAGGCAACUACAAAGAUACGAUCAAUCACAUUGGCAACAUUGUCUGUGAUGCCAACAGCCUCCCAGCACACUCCGUGCGCGUUGUCCGCAUCAAACGCACUGGAGUAAGCCUUGUGAAAUCCCGGACCAUCGCCCCCCUCACAGGCGUCCUAUUCCUUGGCUUCUUCCUCUCGUGCGUCCUCCUUGGACUUUCGAUCUGGCGUCAGGAUGGCAUGUCCCUAGUGGCCACAUGUCUUCUCUCGUUCUUGUCCUCCCUCAUCGGCUACGGCAACAAAUGGGAACUCAAGCUGCCAGAACGCAGAUCGAAGAAGGGCAAUGUUCCCCCGGGCGACGUCGUUAUACGGUAUCCUAAAGGCAGCUUCCUGAUCGUUCGGUGUCCUGAGGAAGUCGCUCGAGAGUUGUAUUUCGCACCGGAGACUAUCCAGUAUCUCCUGCAGCAUGGACCAGCCUAUCGCCUUCUUAGCCUGGUCGGCACCAUCAUGCUCAUGGGCGGCGUCAUCUGCCUCGCCAACGCCCAAAUCGAAUCGCAGAUAGCGUGGGCGGCAUCGUAUAUGCUGCUGGGUUCAUCGUAUUGGAUAGUCGCGGCUUUGCCGGCAAAGCUGCACUGGGAUUACUCAUGCUACACCGUCACCAACGAGCGCCUUUCGGACUCGAAUCAGUCAGCCAAGGGUUUCCCUUCAGAGAGUCCUACUUUCACACAAGCUCUGUGGAAAGCAAUUGUCGUCUCAAAGCAAAUAGGCUGGGUGCGGCUGAGCAAUGCCUGUCCAGAUACGCCGGCCUGGCAAAGGUGGUUGAAGCAGGCCGAGCAGCAAGCCAGGACAGUACAGCUGGUAGAGAGCAAGACAGAAGAGAAGGUGACGACGUGGGAGAUCCCGGACUGGGACGCGCAACAGGCUCUGGUUGCGCUGCUGAACGAACAGGCUACGGACGAUACCGCAAGCAUCAAGAACGCUGAGGAAGUGGUGGUACGGAACAUGGAAGAAGCCUAGGAUGGCAUCAUGUUGAGACCGCAGCAUUCUGACAUCGCAGCAUUGAAAUACAUAUGGCAAGGCAUUUACGACUUACGACCUGAUGAUUUAAGGACAUUUGGAUUUGCAAUCGCAUCGUAUGGUUUCAGCGUUCAGCAUCUUGAAAACGAAAAUUAGCAUGUAGCGUAGCAUGGUUGCCUCAGGCAUCUUUACCAUAUCCUUAAUCUAGCAUGAUUUCUUCCUG
Molecule: messenger RNA, 1693 nt
Organism: Paraphaeosphaeria sporulosa
Lineage: Eukaryota; Fungi; Ascomycota; Dothideomycetes; Pleosporales; Didymosphaeriaceae
Exons: 2
Coding region: 250-1470 (406 amino acids)
Source: RefSeq, a predicted model, not a curated record